AUGGUCAAGCUCGAAUUUUUCGCAGUGGAUCAUUGGCUCGCGGAGCGAUUAACGUCAACCCGCCACAACCUUGCUCAUACCUCAGCGCAUCCGGCAUCUAUCUCAGAUCUUGAAGCUGUUCCCGGCCAAGAGAACUGCGACGACUUCCUCUCCUCUUUUCGAUCUCAACCUCUUGAUUAUCCCGCAGAUUUCUCCGGUCUCGCCUCCUUGCGAUCCAAAAUUGCAAACCUCUAUUCGGAGGACUUGUCCUUUGAAAAAGUGUUGACCACUGCCAGCGGGUCACUUGCCAAUUUCAUUGUCUUCUAUGCUUUGAUUGGACCUGGAGAUCAUGUCAUCGUACCUUCUCCUGGCUAUCCUCAGCUUCAGGCUAUUCCUGGGUCGUUGGGCGCAGAAGUAAGCUUCUGGAAGGCCGACCCCCAAAACGAGUGGAACUUCGACUUUGAUGAGCUGGAAGGACUUAUCAAAUUAAAUACCAAAAUGAUAGUCAUCAACAAUCCUCUCAAUCCUCUGGGCACAGUUCUAUCUGAGGCGGCGCUGCUUAAAAUCAUCGACAUAGCCCGAAAACACUCUAUCAUUGUCUUCAGCGACGAGAUUUACCGGCCAAUUUUUUACCCAUCUUCUUUUAGCGAAAGUCGAACACCGCCUUCUAUCAUCUCCCUAGGCUAUGAAAAAACCAUAGCAACCAGUGCAUUGUCAAAAAGCUAUUCUCUUGCGGGAAUUCGCAUCGGCUGGCUUGCGUCGGCAAGCCAAGACAUCAUUGACCUUUGUGUUAACGCUCGUGCUUAUUGCCUCAUCGCCACAAGUCAAUUAGAUGAACAUGUCGCAGAUUUUGCGCUGGACUCAAAACGCUCUGCUUCUAUCGUUCACCAGAAUAUUUCGCAAGCAAAGCGAAACAAACUCAUCGUGCAGGCCUUUAUUGACCAUCAUUCGGAUGUGUGCAGUUGGGUGGCACCGGUAGGAGCGGCCUUGGGAUUCAUGAAGUUCACGCGAGGUGACAGACUUGUGAACGAUUUGUCCUUGUGCAAAGUACUUCAUGAGAAGGAAGGGGUCCUCUUGGUUCCAGGAACCUGCUUUGGGAAGGAAUAUGCAGGAUGGAUCCGCAUUGGUCUUGGCAUGCCAUCUCAACGGCUUAAAGACGGCUUGGAGGUGGUCUCAAGGUUCAUUUCGAAUGGCUACAGCAACAUACCCCUGGCUUCUAUCGGAUGA
Colletotrichum lupini is the source of this 1206-nucleotide messenger RNA. RefSeq names its product aspartate aminotransferase. The record is from RefSeq and is a predicted model, not a curated record. The coding region runs from base 1 to 1206 and encodes 401 amino acids. The transcript has 3 exons. NCBI's taxonomy places the organism in Eukaryota, Fungi, Ascomycota, Sordariomycetes, Glomerellales, Glomerellaceae. Gene Ontology annotation, molecular function: pyridoxal phosphate binding. Gene Ontology annotation, biological process: biosynthetic process.